Messenger RNA from Solea senegalensis (Senegalese sole), 2436 nucleotides. It is a transcript of the gene lctlb, whose product is annotated as lactase-like b. The transcript has 15 exons. The coding region runs from base 190 to 1959 and encodes 589 amino acids. Lineage: Eukaryota; Metazoa; Chordata; Actinopteri; Pleuronectiformes; Soleidae. Gene Ontology annotation, molecular function: beta-glucosidase activity. The record is from RefSeq and is a predicted model, not a curated record. Gene Ontology annotation, biological process: carbohydrate metabolic process.
AGUGCAGUUUUCACACUGACACCAGGGACAGCUUUGAAUAAGGGUGGUGCAACAUACAAUAGAGACUGCACCCAUAGAUGCAUUCAGCUUUUUUUACAUGGUUUACUGUCGAAAGCUGCCAUUCACCAAGAUAUUUGGGCUCAGAACACACCUGCUGCAGAUGAGUUCUUCAUAAGGUUCAGAAGUACCAUGCUUCCUCGUUGUGCACUCGGUUUGUGCCAUGUGUUUAUGUUGGUGCUGUGUCUGUCUGCGUCUGAGGACUUCGACUGGACAAAGAACGACCAUGGUUCCUUCCAUUAUGGCACUUUUCCAGCUGGAUUUUCGUGGGGUGCCGGCAGUUCAGCCUACCAAACAGAAGGAGCCUGGGACAAGGACGGAAAAGGACUGAGCAUCUGGGACGUGUUCAGUCAUAAGAAAGACAAAGUUCAACAAAAUAACACUGGGGAUUCCUCCUGUGAGGGCUACUACAAAGUCAAGGAUGAUGUUUCUUUGAUGAAGGAGCUAAAACUGAACCACUAUCGCUUCUCCAUCUCCUGGCCGAGACUCAUCCCCACUGGCAUUAAGUCUGACCACAUCAAUGAAAAGGGAAUACAGUACUAUGAUGAACUGAUUGACCAUCUGCUGGAAAACAACAUCACUCCUAUUGUCACUCUGUAUCACUGGGAUCUUCCUCAGGUCUUACAAGAGAAAUAUGGCGGGUGGCAGAAUAUAAGCAUGGUCACCCACUUCAAUGAGUUUGCUAACCUAUGCUUUGAAAGAUUUGGUAACCGAGUCAAGUAUUGGAUCACUUUCAACAAUCCAUGGUCAGUAGCAGUUGAAGGCUAUGAGACAGGUGAGCAUGCUCCGGGACUUAGACUGAGGGGAACAGGAGCAUACAGAGCUGCUCACCACAUAAUCAAGGCCCAUGCACAAGUAUGGCAUACUUACAAUACGCAAUGGAGGGGGAAACAAAAAGGUCAGGUCGGCAUCUCUCUGUCAGCGGACUGGGGAGAACCAGUGGACAUCAGCAACCAGAAAGACAUAGAAGCAGCUGAGCGAUAUGUCCAAUUCUACCUGGGCUGGUUUGCCACGCCCAUCUUUCAUGGCGACUACCCUCAAGUGAUGAAGGACUUCAUUGGAAGAAAGAGUACACAGCAGGGCCUCGGAGGGUCUCGCCUGCCUACAUUUUCUACCCAGGAGAAGAGUUACAUCAAAGGGACCUGCGACUUCCUUGGCGUCGGCCAUUUCACCACCCGUUACAUCACCCAAAAGAACAACCCAUCAGGCCCCAGCAGCAGCAGCAGCAGCAGCAGCUACUUCACUGACCGUGACCUCGCUGAGCUGGUUGAUCCCCGAUGGCCUGACCCCGGCUCAGAAUGGCUCUACUCUGUGCCCUGGGGAUUCAGACGGCUGCUUAAUUUUAUCAAGAGUCAGUAUGGAAACCCACUGAUUUAUGUGACAGAGAACGGCGUCUCGGAGAAGAUGUUUUGCACAGAGCUUUGCGAUGACUGGAGAAUACAGUAUUACAAGGACUACAUCAAUGAGAUGCUUAAAGCUAUCAAAGACGGGGUCAGUGUGAAGGGCUACACCGCAUGGUCCCUGCUGGACAAGUUUGAGUGGGAUGAAGGCUACUCCGAGAGAUUUGGCUUGUACUAUGUGGACUUCAGGAACAAAAACAAGCCCCGGUAUCCCAAGGCUUCCGUUCAGUUUUACAAACGCAUCAUCAGCUCCAAUGGAUUUCCCAAUCAGAGAGAGGUUGAGAACUGGAGGAAGAAGGCGGUUGAGACCUGUUCCUCUAGCAACCAGCUCCUAGCAGCAGAGGAACAGCGGAGUACUGCUGCCAAUAUUCUAAGACUUAUACAUGACCCCUUGACCAGCCACAUGGAGAUGGUGACAGAGAUUGUUGUUCCCACGGUGUGCACACUUUCAAUACUCCUCUGUGCCAUCUUCCUGAUGUUCCUGUUGCGGAAGCAGAACUAGAAAGCAUGCAUGUUGACAGGAACAUUGACACACAUAAGCACAGAAGUACAGCAACACUUGUAUUGUAAAUGCAUCCUUUCUUUAAUCAACCACGUGUGAAUAUAGAGAAUAUACAGCAUUAUUUGAACUGAAUUAUAAGACUAACUUAAUUGAUUUGAUGUGUACUGUAGUGAGUGUGUGCUAUAAAACAACUGGGUUCUGCUAUAAUAAUAACAACAAUUUAUUAUCAGACACUGCGGAUCGCUCUGCAGCAAUUUGGAAUUUCUUAUUGAAAUACCGCUGUGGAAUAUUACAACUGCAAACAUUUCUUACGAUCACUAUUGAAUACAUCAGUUCAAACCUGACAGAACACAUGACGACUGAAAGUUGUUCAGUGAAAACAUUGACCGAGAUGUCUCGACAGAAAACCCUGGUAUUUCAAAAUGUGUUCAUUGCUAACGAUAACAUCAGAUGUUGAAAUAAACAACUUUGUUCAGA